Molecule: messenger RNA, 1083 nt
Organism: Cercopithifilaria johnstoni
Lineage: Eukaryota; Metazoa; Nematoda; Chromadorea; Rhabditida; Onchocercidae
Source: the annotation of a GenBank genome assembly
AUGGAUGUUAAUGACAACCAUGAAAGUUUGCUCAAUUCACCGUUAAUAACAAAAAAAAUUUGUCGUCCACGUCUUGUUGCUAAAGAUGGUCGUUGUGUUUUGCAACAAACUGGAACACCUCAUCCAUAUCGAUCGGUUUACAGGAAUUGGUUCCAUUUGAUAAUCGAAUGUAAUUGGCGAAUUAUUUUAUGUGUUUUUGCUAGUGGUUUUAUUUUUACCUGGAUUAUUUUUGCUCUAAUUUAUUAUCUUAUUGUAUUACCUGAUCAAUCAUCUAGAGGGCAGAAAAAUGAGAAAUGUAUUGCAAACGUAUACGAUUUGAAGACUGCCUUCCUGUUCAGUUUGGAAACACAACAUACAAUUGGUUAUGGAUUUCGAUACGUGACAGAUGCAUGUCUACCGCUUGUUUUUAUCUUAUCACUACAAUGUAUUGUGGGCUUUUUCAUGCAAACAAUGUUAAGUGGCAUUGUUAUCGCCAAAUUAUUACGUCCAAAAAAGCGAAAACAGGAAGUGAGAUUUUCUCAAGUGGCAGUAAUAGAUUCAAUAGCUGAUACGGAUAGGAGAUCGGUAUUGAUGAUACGAAUUGCUGAUAUACAAAAUAAUUUGUAUAUCGCUGAGCCACAUGUUCGAUUAUAUAUGGCAACUUCAAAAAUAAAUAAAAAUGGUGAACGAGAAUUAGCUGAUUUUAAAGAUAUGAAUGUUGGUUAUGAUGCUGGUUGGGAUCGAAUACUUCUUCUAUGGCCAAUAACAGUAAAGCAUUUAAUUGAUGAUCAAAGUCCGUUAUUUGCAAUGACACCUGAUAAGAUGCAUAGUGCUUAUUUUGAGCUUAUCAUGACUGUUGAAGGAAUUGUUGAAUCUACUGGUAUGACAUUUCAAGCUCGAACUUCAUUUUUACCGGAUGAAAUACUCUGGGGAUACAGAUUUCGCUCGAUGGUUGUAUUAAAUGAAAAAAUUGGCAGGUACGAAAUACAGUACAAAUUAUUUGAUGAAAUUGAACCGAUUGAUGAAAUUAAUUUGAAAACAAUGGAAAUUGAUGAUAAUAAUGAUGGCUAUGAAUCAUCACGAAAUAUUUCCGGUUUUAUCUGA